Trypanosoma rangeli is the source of this 1689-nucleotide messenger RNA. RefSeq names its product protein-tyrosine phosphatase. The coding region runs from base 1 to 1689 and encodes 562 amino acids. Gene Ontology annotation, molecular function: phosphatase activity. Lineage: Eukaryota; Euglenozoa; Kinetoplastea; Trypanosomatida; Trypanosomatidae. The record is from RefSeq and is a predicted model, not a curated record. Gene Ontology annotation, biological process: dephosphorylation. The transcript has a single exon.
AUGGUGCCCGCCAGCCGAAGGGUGGUUGGCAAGAGGAUGAUAGCACCCCCAGCUGACUGCGACGCACAUAAAGAACGUCUUCUGGCGGAAUUCCUGGCGGCCCGCAUCGGCGACAGCAUUGUGGACGUAUCGCAGGCCAUCAACGCAAAGUUUUUUUCUCACCCACUCGAGAACGUACGCGGCACAGCACCAAAAAACGGUCGGAUUUUUCUCACAAGUGCAGCGGGGGCACGACGCGGGAACAUAACAGCAAAAUUGAUUUUUGGUGGCGAUCGGCGGGCUGCCUCUACCUCGCUAACGGGGGGAUGCCACUUGAAAAGGGAAGAGAAACCUGAUGCAGAGAAAAAUCGAUGGAUCCGCGGAGUUCUUAUUGUGUCGAGCACGAUUCCACCCCCAUCGGCGUCGGUGUUUUUGGAUCGUCAUGGUAACGGCUGCGUCUUCUUCUUUGGGGGCCACAACGUGUCGGUGCAGCUUUUGGUUCGCGUUGUGGGUGUGCCGCUUCCACCGUUCAUUCCGCAUGCCUCCACCGCAGACUCCACCACAACAACAACGAUGCAACUGUCAGCGCGAGAGAAAUACAGGCAAAUAUUGCUGGAGACUGAGCUUUCCUUCCUGAAGAGUUUAGAGGCGUGUUUGGUGUGGCUGCUGCGUUCUCAGUGGUGUGAGAAGAUGCAGAGAAAAAGCCACGACAGUCAUUUGUGCCGUGAUCUAAAGGGCCCAGCAUCGUUAGUGUCGGCAUCAUUCUUCACUGAGGAACCGGCGACGCUUUCGGUCCCGCUGUAUUACCUUCCCAUGCAUGUUGAAGACAAUGCCAACUCGCGCCUUGCGGAUGUAGUUGGGUUUGCAGCUGAAUUCAUGGAUCUGAUUUUGGACGCGGAGAAGUCGGUGGUGAAGGAAACAACAACCCUUUUACAGCAACUGGUGCGACUCUUCAGCAUGAUGGAAAACAGUACGGAGGGUGACAGCGAUGCUGAAAGAACGAACAAGAAGAGCGAGGAGGAUGUAAAGGAGUUUCUCUACCAUUUGUACAGCCGGGCUGCUUCGCUGCUGCAAGCGAGGUGUCACCGCCAUUCACAUGCAAGUAUGAUCGUGAACAGCAGUAACAAGCGUCUUCCUGGUGCUGAUGGGACACCAACACUCCCGAUUGGGUGCAAUGAUGGCGAGUGCAGCGUGCCCCUUUCGGAGUUGGUCUUGGAUGACUCGACAGUGGAUUUAGAACCCUCACCAUGUGUCCCCGAUGAUAGUUAUAACAGCGACGUUGGUGACCCUUCGUCCUCCACAGGUGCUAGCUGUGAUGUCCAGGAAUCACAGGGACAAGCCACAUUAGAAGAAAAGGAGGGCGAUAGCAUAUGCACUACCUGCUCGCUACCUGGUGUUUUGGUUCAUUGCAUGAAAGGCGUAUCGCGGAGUCCAAGCGUCAUCAUGGCGUACUACCUGCACAAGUGUUGUCGAGAGUUUUACGCGCUUUCUCGUAUUCCCCGCCAUGCAGAGCUGGCGUACCCAAUUACAUCAGCCGCGGUGGAUGACAUGGAAGACGUGUAUGUCUUUUCUUUCCACCGACUCUUGGAGUGCUUACAGGAGGCACGUCCUGUCGUAAAUCCGCAAAUUUGUUUCCUUGCUGAACUGAGGUCAAUGUGGGUGCGUUUGUCGAAAAAAAUGGCUGAAAAGGAGGCGGAAAAAAAUUUGUGA